CCCCUUUCUUAUUUCAUCCUCUGCUCUGCUGCUUCACUACCUUCGUGGUUUCUUUCUCUUUCAGUUCUCAAAAAAAAAAAAAAAAAACAAAAAGAGAGUGAAAUUCGAGUCCUUUAACUGUUGUGAUCAUAUUUGAGCUGUUAUAUUGUGAUUCUUGGCAACGUUCAAGCCUGGUUCCGUGGUUUUUUUCCUGAAAGCUUCUGGCUCUCAGAUUUCAGAUUUUAGGAGUCUAUGCAAGAGAGGUAGAGAGAGAAUGAGGGAGGAGGUGCUUCUUACAGUUGAAGAUAUUUGGUAGCGAGUCUUCUUUGCCUUUCCUCCAAGUUCUUUUUCUUGAUUAAUUGUGAAUACAACAUACGCGAGGGAGAGAGAGAAGAGAGGUUAGAGAGAGAGUCAAUUUGCAAUAGGUUGAAGUGGGUUGCCUCAGAUCCAGGGAACUCAAGUAGUAAGAGGAAAAGGGUAAUAUCUUUUUAGGGUUGCCCUGUGAUUCUUGGGACUUCUACCCUUUUCUUGGUUCACUUUCUCAUGACCCUUUCACUUUCUCUCUGUUUGGAGAAAAGGGGUUGGUUUCAACUAUCGGGUUUUGCUUUGCAAUCCUUGUUUCGAGGAUUUCAAACCAUCUUUUCUUUUCUGGUUAUUUCGCUUUCACUGUAGUUGAUGGAUGUGGAUAAAGAAGACUCCAGAGAAGGGCAAGUUGUAAGGCUUUAUUAGAGGUCUGCCGUACCUGUCUGGUUUAAAUUCUCUACGGGGCCAGAUUAUGCUUGCCGUUUUGCAUUUCUCAACACUUUUCACCAACUUCAAUGUCGGCAAGCAUGGAGUAGCAACUUCUCCGGUGUUGGCUCUUGGGCAUGGAAAAUGGACAAUUGAAUGGUGCAAAUUGUCUUUCUGAAUAUUUCUUAGAGAGUGAUGGAGUUGAUGAUUUAGUUGAAAAAUGGAAGGUUGUUUGCUUUCUGAGGGGUUUGAGGGCGACUUUUUCUUUGUUCGGGUGAAGGAUUUUGAUGUAGGAGAUGUCUCUGGUGGAUUUGGUGCUGUGUAGAGUAGAUAAUUCAGGCUCUGAUCAUAUAAGAAGGGUAAGCCAGGUGGAUUUGUCAAGGUUAAAUUUGAUGGCAAAUACUUCGGAUUCACUAUCCGAUUCUGUGAUGAAGGAUACAACAGAGGUGGUUUCUGGCGAAGAAGAUGACUCUAGCUGUGGUGAUUUGGAUAAUGAGGUUAGGAUUGUAGCAGUGUCAGUUCCGGCAGAGGAAAAAAGCAAUGAAAUACCUUUGCUGGAUAUGAUAACUGACGACAAAACUGACUGGAUUGCUACUGGUGAUGUGAUAGCCCAAGAAAGUGAAGAUGAUUCCUUAUCAUUGGAGGGUGAUCGAUUCCUUGAUAGCUCGUGUUCUCUUUCAGUGACAAGUGAGACUAGUAGCUUAUGUGCAGAGGAUUUCCUAAUUGUAGAUGCUAAUUCUGAAAUAGAAACACCUAGGUGCUUAGAUGUUGAGAAGAGUAUUUGCAGUGUCGAAAUUCUUGCCAAGGCGCCUGACGUGGAGGAGUUGAAUGUUGAGAGAGAGAUGACCAAUGGACCUCUCUCUGUUGCAGGGAGCCUCGAGGAAGAUAUCAGGAACAGUUUGAGUUCCCAAUCUUCCGCUGUUGUAGUUCAGUUGCCCUUAGGCAAACAAGUGAGUGCGACUGUUGGCCGAAGUGUUUUUGAGGUGGAAUAUGUACCCCUUUGGGGAUUCACUUCGCUGUGCGGCAGGAGACCUGAGAUGGAAGAUGCGGUCGCAAUUGUGCCUCAGUUUCUAAAAAUUCCUAUCCAGAUGCUGGUUGGUGGUCCAGCCCUUGAUGGCAUCAGUGAUUUUGUGAGUCAGCAGACUGCUCAUUUCUUCGGAGUCUAUGAUGGACAUGGAGGUUUGCAGGUUGCAAAUUACUGUCGAGAGCAUCUUCAUUUAGCAUUGGCCGUGGAAAUAGAGUAUUUCAGGGAUCGCUUAACUAAUGCCAAUUUUAUGGACGGUUGCCAAGAAUUAUGGAGGAAGGCAUUUACAAAUUGCUUUGUUAAGGUUGAUGCGGAAGUCAGCGGCAAAGCUAGCGCUGAACCCGUUGCCCCAGAGACAGUCGGCUCUACUGCUGUCGUUGCCAUAAUCUGUUCAUCACAUAUUGUUGUGGCAAAUUGUGGAGAUUCCAGAGCAGUUCUUUAUCGUGGAAAAGAACCCAUUGCACUGUCAGUGGAUCAUAAGCCAAAUCGGGAAGAUGAAUAUGCUAGGAUCGAAGCAGCUGGAGGAAAGGUGAUCCAGUGGAAUGGUCAUCGCGUCUUUGGUGUUCUGGCAAUGUCAAGGUCUAUUGGUGAUAGAUACCUGAAACCUUGGAUCAUCCCUGAACCAGAAGUCAUGUUCGUUCCCCGAUCAAGGGAAGAUGAAUGCCUUGUUUUGGCAAGUGAUGGUUUAUGGGAUGUGAUGACAAAUGAGGAGGUAUGUGAUUUGGCUCGAAAGAGAUUACUUCUAUGGCACAAGAAGAAUGGGGUCACGCAUCUUCCCAAUAGGGGCGAGGUGAUGGACCCCGCAGCUCAAGCGGCAGCUGAGUACCUUUCCAAAUGUGCUCUCCAAAGGGGAAGCAAGGACAACAUCACCGUGGUUGUUGUAGAUUUGAAAGCUCAACGGAAGUUCAAGAGCAAGACAUGAUUUGUAUACUGGCUUCUUAAUAGCGAUUCUUGUUCUUUGACUGUAGUAUAUAAAGCUGCGUAAGGUCGGAUAAGAUUAGCCCCUAUGUUUUUACCCCAGGGCUCUACGAUUUACGAGAGUAUCGUUCUUAAUGUACCAUGGGAACAUGCUCCCUUGUUACGCACUGCCUAUUACUGGCUUCUGUACAUGGCAGGUAUAUUGCUUGUAGUGACUGAGAUCGUGGUGACCUCGCAGCUGUUUUGACAUCACGAGCAAUUUAAUUCCUCAUAGUCGGGUA
Rhodamnia argentea is the source of this 2931-nucleotide messenger RNA. Its product is annotated as protein phosphatase 2C 53-like. Lineage: Eukaryota; Viridiplantae; Streptophyta; Magnoliopsida; Myrtales; Myrtaceae. Gene Ontology annotation, biological process: protein dephosphorylation. Gene Ontology annotation, molecular function: cation binding; protein serine/threonine phosphatase activity. The record is from RefSeq and is a predicted model, not a curated record. The transcript has 4 exons. Bases 1005 to 2654 code for a protein of 549 amino acids.